Messenger RNA from Nymphalis io (European peacock), 1173 nucleotides. Its product is annotated as troponin C, isoallergen Bla g 6.0101-like. The record is from RefSeq and is a predicted model, not a curated record. The transcript is spliced from 7 exons. Gene Ontology annotation, molecular function: calcium ion binding; enzyme regulator activity. Bases 16 to 705 code for a protein of 229 amino acids. NCBI's taxonomy places the organism in Eukaryota, Metazoa, Arthropoda, Insecta, Lepidoptera, Nymphalidae.
AUUUUGAUCGUGCUCAUGGCUCUCAAUAGCUCUCAUAGAGGAAUGAUCCGUAAUUCGAGAUGUACUAUCAUCAAUUGCAGGGUUAUAUGCAACGACGCACCGUUCUAUGGCAACUAUGAGGAUGACAUUGUAAAUGCCGCUACGGAAGUCGACCCUAAUUGUGAAAGCAUUGCUUUACAGCUGAACAGACCAACAUUCGAAAAUUCUAAAAUACCGGAACAUUGGCUUUCGAGAAUUCGAUCCAAUGAGGAACUUGACAAGGAACAAAUAACCAUCCUCAAAAAAGCCUUCGAGGCAUUCGAUCACGAGAAGAAGGGAUGCAUCGGUACUGUGAUGGUUGGUACUAUCCUAGGUAUGCUGGGACACCAGGUCACAGACGACACCCUUAAGGAAAUCAUCAAUGAAGUAGAUGUGGAUGGGUCUGGAGAGCUGGAGUUUGAGGAGUUCGUAACCUUGGCUUCAAGGUUCAUGGUUGAGGAGGACGCGGAAGCCAUGCAGGCGGAACUUAAAGAAGCAUUCCGUUUAUAUGAUAAAGAAGGUAACGGCUACAUCACGACCCAAGUUUUACGAGAAAUCUUAAGAGAGUUAGAUGACAAGAUCAGCGCUGAAGAAUUAGACAUGAUGAUUGAGGAAAUUGACUCGGAUGGUUCAGGAACUGUUGACUUCGAUGAAUUCAUGGAGGUGAUGACAGGAGGAGACGAUUAAACGAAUAGUAGUGUUUGUAAUAGAAUAUAUUUUCUACUUUUACACCUGUCGCUUUGCUAGCUACCGUCAUAUCUUGUAACAAUGCUUUAUGUAUAUUUCCGAUACAGAAGUAUCUAAUCGAACUUUAAGUAUAUAUUUUAUUUUGAAUUAAAGAAGUAGUGUAUCUAUAGCUAUAAAUUAUGAUCGCGAUUUACGGUUAUAGAUUCACAAGAUACUAAAUGCAAUAUUAAAUUUUAUUUAUUAAGGUUUAGAUUGAAACAGAUACUUGUCAUGAUAAAAGUUACUUUUAACGUUUUAAUAAUUUAAAACAUAGCCGAUAAGAUUCAAAAUUAAAAUUAAUCUACACCAAAAUAUGUAAUACAUUCUAAGUAUUAAUAUAAUAUAAAUUAAAUGUAAAAUAUUAUACAUUAUUGUUAUUUAUUAUCAGUUACCUCAUUUUAUAUUGUAAUAAAAAUAAACUCAAACAGU